CACAAGAGGUUCUUGUUGGCUCCUCCUCUCCCGUAGGCGUCGGGAGCGACUCUCUCCCUGACUAGCGGCUGAUAUAUGCAACAGAGGGGCCUCUCCAACAACCGCCGCUCGCGCGGCUUCUCCCGAUCCCGCCUCGCCGUCGAGGGCGCCUGAACAAACCACCCCAACAAACCGGCCUUAACCACACUCUUUCAACGCAAGCACAGUUUCUGAACUUGCAGUGAACAUUCCUCUGCUGCUUCUUUGCCUGUAAGAGAACCUUUGAAGGAAGAUGGAGACCAUCACCGUCGUCGAGAACGGGUUCGUGGAGGUGGAGCGCAAGGUGCAGAAGAGCUACUGGGAGGAGCACUCCAGGGACCUCACCGUCGAGUCCAUGAUGCUCGACUCCCGCGCAAAGGACCUCGACAAGGAGGAACGGCCCGAGGUGCUGUCCAUACUCCCGUCCUACGAGGGCAAAUCGGUGCUGGAGCUAGGUGCCGGCAUUGGCCGCUUCACGGGGGAGCUGGCCAAGGAGGCCGGCCACGUCCUGGCGCUGGACUUCAUCGACAGUGUGAUCAAGAAGAACGAGGAGAUCAAUGGGCAAAUCUACAAGAACAUCACCUUCAAGUGUGCCGACGUCACGUCGCCGGAGCUCAAGAUCGAGGACAACUCCAUCGACCUGGUCUUCUCCAACUGGCUGCUCAUGUACCUCAACGACGAGGAGGUUGAGAAGCUGAUAGGCAGAAUAGUGAAAUGGCUGAAGGUUGGUGGGCAUAUUUUCAUCAGGGAAUCGUGCUUUCACCAGUCUGGAGAUUCCAAGAGGAAAGUGAACCCAACGCACUACCGGGAGCCAAGGUUUUACACAAAGAUUUUUAAGGAAUGCCACUCCUAUGACCAAGAAGGGAAUUCGUUUGAGCUUUCUCUGGUAACUUCCAAGUGCAUUGGAGCUUAUGUCAAAAGCAAGAAAAACCAAAACCAGAUAUGUUGGCUAUGGGAGAAGGUCAAGUCCACAGAAGACAAGGGCUUUCAGAGAUUCCUGGACAAUGUGCAGUACAAAUCCACUGGGAUCUUGCGUUACGAGCGUGUGUUUGGAGAGGGUUAUGUUAGCACUGGUGGAUUCGAGACCACCAAGGAAUUUGUGGACAAGCUGGACCUGAAACCUGGCCAAAAGGUGCUUGAUGUCGGAUGUGGCAUCGGAGGAGGCGACUUCUACAUGGCUGAAACCUAUGAUGUCCAUGUUCUCGGCAUCGACCUUUCCAUCAACAUGGUUUCAUUCGCGAUUGAGCGCGCAAUCGGGCGCUCGUGCUCAGUUGAGUUUGAGGUUGCUGACUGCACCACGAAGGAAUAUGCAGAGAACACGUUCGAUGUCAUCUACAGCCGUGACACCAUCCUUCACAUUCAGGACAAACCUGCUCUGUUCAGAAACUUCUUCAAGUGGCUGAAAUCAGGCGGCAAAGUCCUGAUCAGUGACUACUGCAGAAACGCUGGGAAGCCAUCAGAGGAUUUUGCUGCAUACAUCCAGCAGAGAGGCUAUGACCUCCAUGAUGUGAAGACCUAUGGAAAGAUGCUUGAGGAUGCUGGUUUCCACGAUGUUAUUGCCGAAGACCGCACCGACCAGUUCCUGAGGGUUCUGGAAAGGGAGCUAGCUGAAACUGAGAAGACCAAAGAGGCUUUCCUGGCAGACUUCACCCAGGAGGACUAUGACGACAUUGUGAACGGCUGGAGCGCGAAGCUGAAGCGGAGCUCUGCAGGCGAGCAGAAGUGGGGGCUGUUCAUCGCGACCAAGUGAUCUGGCCGCCGACAGCGACACCAUGUCACCUGAUGAUCCGGAAGCAGAGCGGCUUCAGUUCAUCGUAAUAAAUAAGAGAAUCGGUGCUCGCCCGAUCUUUCUGAGGCCAUGCUAGUGUUGCGUGAUUGUUGUUGCAGUGGCCUGAUUAGGCGCCCGAUAUGUAAUAGAUGUGUAUUGUACUAGUAUUUGUGAAUUUGCAAUGUGAUGUGAUGUGUGGGAGGUUUUCCAUGAA
Messenger RNA from Lolium rigidum, 2000 nucleotides. RefSeq names its product phosphomethylethanolamine N-methyltransferase-like. The transcript is spliced from 12 exons. Lineage: Eukaryota; Viridiplantae; Streptophyta; Magnoliopsida; Poales; Poaceae. Gene Ontology annotation, molecular function: phosphoethanolamine N-methyltransferase activity. The record is from RefSeq and is a predicted model, not a curated record. The coding region runs from base 272 to 1768 and encodes 498 amino acids. Gene Ontology annotation, biological process: phosphatidylcholine biosynthetic process.